Messenger RNA from Staurois parvus, 165 nucleotides. Lineage: Eukaryota; Metazoa; Chordata; Amphibia; Anura; Ranidae. The record is from the annotation of a GenBank genome assembly.
AUGUUUUUCAUUGAAGGCCAGACUUCACACACAUUCGAGGUCUUACACGGAGGAGAAGUUGUAUACCUGUUCGGAGUGCGGGAAAUGUUUUUCAGAGAAGCCCUUUUCUUCAUAUAUGACAGGGAUCUCAUACGAGGAAAAGCCGUAUUGGGGACAAGAGGGUGA